Messenger RNA from Lactuca saligna, 1230 nucleotides. Lineage: Eukaryota; Viridiplantae; Streptophyta; Magnoliopsida; Asterales; Asteraceae. The record is from the annotation of a GenBank genome assembly.
AUGAAGAAAGCUACAGAAGAUGCGAAGAUAGUUGGAAAGAUAUACCCUUCAAAGGUGGUGGCAAAGGCAACUGUUGUUUCUGCUAGUCCAGUUACUUCAACUGUGAUAACAACAGUUCCAAUUCCUAAACCAAUUUCAAAGGGAGUUGUCAUUGGAAAGCAAACAGGUGGAUCUUCUUCAGAAAAAGUUGAUCUAUCAAAAAUAAGGGACAAGGGCAAAGAGAUACUGAUUGAAAAGUCCAAAGAAGAGAAGAAAGCAGAAGUGGCAGCUGAAGUAGAAAAAAUGAGACAUGUACAGAGCAUAAUGAGACAAAGGGCUCUGGAAGGUUCAAAUUUUGAUAAGGGUGAUCCAUUAAAAGUGUAUAAUUACGAAACCAUUGAAUCCAGGGUGAUGUUUGAUCAUAUGUAUUCGUCUGAAAAGAUCCCAAAGAAAAGCUACGUGGUGACAAACACUGAUUUUUCUCAACUUGAUUUCCCAAUCAAUGAGAUGAUGUUUUUCAUGCCACAGUUUAAAGCUGAGUCAAAGAUAAUGGAAACAGAAGAGGGAAAGAAGAUGAAAAUAAGGUUUCAUGCUGUGUUGGCAAAGGCUCAGGAAGAAGUUUGGUUUUUGGAGAAGAUAAGAAAAGUGAUAUCUUUCAAAAGAGAUGUCAUUUUCGAAGGGAAGAUUGAAAAUGUUAAAUACAUUGUUGCAAGGGCAAGUGGAAAAAUUCAAGAAUUUACGGUGACAAAUUUUCCUUUAAUGAAUACUUAUGAUCUCAUCAAUGUCGCCCUGAUGCUUAAAGACAAAUCAUUUUCAUUUCUAAAAGAUAUUGAGCCUGAUGUUUUUAGCCUUGGGUGCAAGCACAUAAAAAUAUACAUGGAAAAUUACUUCGAGUGCUUGGCUCAAACAGAUGUGGAACUUGAAAUAGUGAAAGGAAUUGACAUAAUUGCACCAAUGGCACCAACAAAGAAGCAAUAUGAGUUGAACAAGUAUGAAGAUGGUGAAGUUUGCUUAAAACCAUUGGGGAUAGUUUUUGCUGGCAAGGAUAAAGCUGGAAGAGCUAAACGAUUUUUGUUCCAAACCUGUGAAGUGGAGAGAUACAGCAAUUCUCAGUAUACGAACUUAAUUGGUCGUAUGAACCACUACAAGAAAAACUCUGAAGGAGACAAGAAAGAGAUAAAGAAGGUUAUCUCUUGGUAUACGGAGAUCCGAAGAGUGAUGAUGUAUGCCGUUCAAGCACUGACUACUUGA